Messenger RNA from Equus caballus (horse), 1582 nucleotides. NCBI's taxonomy places the organism in Eukaryota, Metazoa, Chordata, Mammalia, Perissodactyla, Equidae. The record is from RefSeq and is a predicted model, not a curated record.
UUGUCUAAUCAAUAGCGUGUGUGUUUUAGAAGGUCUGUAUAGAAGUCUCUGCUGUGGUACAUCACAGCGAGGGAUGGUUUGUACAUUGUAACACAAUGAAGGCGUGCACUGCAGCCCUGCUUUGGACCCUUUUGCUCACGCUGCGGGCCUCCUUUGCUGUGAGUCCCCUGAACUGCGAUGAAACUGAGUCCGUGGCUAAGACAGCUCUAGACCAGAUCAAUAAAAGACGAUGGAAUGGCUACCUUUUCGAGUUGGUGCGGAUUGCUGAUGCCCACGUGGACAAAGCGGAAUCCGCAGCUGUCUAUUAUUUAGUCCUAGAUGUGGAAGAAUCUGACUGUCCGGUGCUAUAUAAGAAACACGGGGAAGACUGUGAGCCAGCUGUUUCUAGACGGCCAUCUGAUAUAGUGAUCGGACAAUGCAAGGUAUUAGCAAUAACAUAUUUGAAUGAAUCUCAGGAUCUUAGAGUGAAAGACUUUAACUGCACCACAAGUUCCGUCUCUUCAGCGCUGGCCAAUACCAAAGACAGCCCCGUACUCUUUGAUUUCUUUGAGGAUACCGAGCUCUACAGACAACUAGCUGACAGAGCCCUUGAGAAGUACAAGAGAGAGAAUGAUGAUUUUGCCUCUUUCAGAGUGGACAAAGUGGAGAGAGUAGCAAGAGCGAGAGGAGGGGAAAGAACCAAGUACUAUUUGGACUUCUCUGUGAGGAACUGCUCCAGUCGCCAUUCUCGCAGACCGUCCAAGGUCUUUGGAUUCUGCAGAGCAGAUUUGUCCUAUGAUGUAGGAGUCUCUGCCUUGGAAAUCCCAAAAGACAUUGUAGUAAACUGUAAAGUCUUCAACCUUGAGGAGCAUAGAAACAUCCAUGAUGGACCACGCCAUUUUGGCCAUCCCUUCCACUCUGGUCGGCAUGAGCAUAAUCAUAGUUUCAGUGAGCACCAUCCCCAUGGACACCCUCCCCAUGGACCCCCUCCCCAUAGACACCCUCCUCAUGGACCCCCUCCCCUUGGACCCUGUCCCCAUGGACCCCCUCCCCAUGGACCUCCUCCUCAUGGACCCCCUCCCCAUGGACACCAUCCCCAUGGACCCCCUCCCCGUGGACCCCCUCCCCAUAGACACCAUCCCCAUGGCCAUGAUUUCCAUGACCAUGGACCAUGUGACCCACCACCCAAUAGCCAAGGUCCCCAAGAUCAUCAUCGCUUGGGCCAUGGCCCACCACCUAGGCACUCAGAAGAAAGAGGUCCAGGUAAACGACACUUUCCCUUCCAUUGGAAACAAAUUGGAUAUGUUCACCGACUCCCUCCACUAAAGAAAGGUGAAGUUCUUCCUCUGCCCGAAGCCAAUUUUCCCAUCUUCUCAAUACCGAACCACAAUGAUCCUCUAAAGCCAGAAUUUCAGCCCUUCCCUCAAUCAGCCUCUGACCAAUGUCCAGGGACGUUCAAGAGUGAGCUUCUACAAGUCUCAACGUUUUUUGUGUAUACUAUUUCAAAAUAAAAUCUGAUUUCUUGAUGGGGAAAUAUGAAUAAUAUUCUGAAUUAGAACCAUAAAUAAAAUGUGACCAGUAAUAAACACAAAAUUAGAACUUG